AUGCAUUUCCGAAAUCACAAGGCGCGUUAUCUGCCAUUAUACUGUCAAUUGUGUACACAAGAUAAGAGAAACUAAAAACAAUAAUAAUAUAGAGUCUUCCAUAUUUUUAAAUACUUACGUAUAUUAUGAAUUUAAAGAGAAAAUACUUUAAAUUUAUGCAUUUAAUAUUCGGUAAUGCAUAUUAACAUAUAAGUAUUAAAGAAAUAAUAUGUUUAUUUGUUUGAUUUAAACUAUUACAUAAAAUAAGGAUGGUUAGAGCAAUUAUCAAACCUAAAUAUAUAAAAAAGAAACAACUAGUUUCCGAGCAAAAUCACAAAUUAACGGAAUAUUUUAAUAUUAGAAAAUCGGAUAGGAGGACUAAACGAGAGGUUUUAGAAGAAAAAAGACGACUUAUAGAAUUUGCUUUACGUAAAGGUGUUGAGGAUGGACUAGAGGUCAAAUAUAGCGAAAAUAAAGGUAGGGGUGUAUUUGCGACUAGAGAGUUUGUUAAGGGAGAGUUUGUAGUAGAAUAUAGUGGAGAAUUGAUUGAUAUACACGAAGCUUACAUACGUGAACAAAGAUACGAAAAAGAUGAAAACAUGGGAUGUUAUAUGUAUUAUUUCAAAUUUAAAGAACAGCAUUAUUGUAUUGAUGCAACAGAAGAAACCGGUAGAUUAGGUAGGUUAGUGAAUCAUUCUCGAAAUGGUAACUUACAAACUAAAACGAUUUUGGUCGACAGUAUACCGAGGUUAAUACUAACAGCUAAGACUUAUAUAAGACCUGGUGAGGAACUUUUAUAUGAUUAUGGUGAUAGAUCAAAGGAAUCAUUGGAACAUCAUCCUUGGUUAGCACUUUGAUGGUACAAAAUAUUAAACUUUAACAUUUUUAAAGUUUUUUUUACAUAAUUUCAUCACCUCAUUUACUUCUAUUUAUUUAUUUAUUUGAAUAUUUCUCCUUUUUAUCUGAAACUUGGAAUUAAUUGUAUCAAAGUGAUAGAUAUUGCUAAAUUUGUAUAAAUUGAAGAUUUCUGUGGUUUUUUUCAUUUCAUAUAAUUUUUCUAUUCUUUGUAAUACUUUCUGCUAAGUUUGAGUCCCUUUUUGUUUUAUAUUUACCUGUUCAUAGGGUAAUUUGUAAUUUUUCUGAAACUGGUUUAUAUUUUUCCGAAAUAUUGAUAUUUUAAUAAAAAACAAACAUAAUUUGAUUCUAUUGUAAUAAUUGAGUAUAUUUUGUCUUCAAAGGUCAAGUCUAUUUCAGGAACAAAGUGUUAUUUUGUUUACAGUCUUAUUUUCCUCAACUUAUGCAUGUUAUCAUUGUGAAAUAGUACAUAAAUAUCAAAGUUUGUUUGAAUCCGUUGUGUUUCAUUGAAUUAUAUACUUUGUAGGUUGUUUCUAGUGUGAAGGUUUGGUAGCAAAUACAUCCACAUACUGGGUUGAUCGUUAUAAUUGUUGAAAAUCAAUAUGACAAUAAAAUAUUUUAUUGAUUUUAGCGAUACUCUUAAAUUAGGUUAAUUUUUUGAAGAGAGUAUAUUUAUUUGUUUCUAUAUGUUUGUUUUAUAAUUUUCUUGCAAAAUUUUCUUUUUUUGUAUAAAUUUUUUGUUAACUUCCUAUUAUUGUAACUUUACUAUUUCACAUACAUCAGGACUGUAUCAACCCCAUAAAAGUGUAAAUUCCAACAAACAACUUUUAAAUUCUGAAAUCAUUUUUUUGAUAAGAUUUUUAUAGUUAUACUCAUUUCAAAUCAUCAAAAAAAAUUGGUAAAAUGAUUUUUUCAAUAAAAUCCAGUAUUGUAUAUAUAGACGAAAUAUACAUACAUACAAAUAUAAUGUUGUAAAUUUAAUUGUUUACAUACAAAUUUCAGUUUUUUAUAAUUAAUUAUAAAGCUUUUUUGUGUAUCAUCCUUAUUAAAUUAAAAUAAAACUUUUUAUGAA
This is a messenger RNA of Diorhabda carinulata, 1906 nucleotides long. Its product is annotated as N-lysine methyltransferase KMT5A-like. The transcript has 4 exons. The record is from RefSeq and is a predicted model, not a curated record. Bases 249 to 836 code for a protein of 195 amino acids. Lineage: Eukaryota; Metazoa; Arthropoda; Insecta; Coleoptera; Chrysomelidae. Gene Ontology annotation, molecular function: histone H4K20 methyltransferase activity; protein binding.